UACGGACAACAUUGUCCGACUUUGAUUAUCUUCCGCCGUAACGUUGGAGGCGAGAGUGUUAUGAAACCAGAAUGAUGAAAUCUAAAUUAUAGAAAAGAGUCUGUCUGUGUUUUGAAACUGACCAUACCAGUCUUUCGAAAUGCAUUCGCAAAUAUUAUGCAAAGGCACAGCGGCGGCUGUGGCUGCGAGGAGAAUGCGGAAUAUCAUGGGACCUGUCCUGGGUAAGGCAGGGUGGACGUGGAGAACUCAUGAGGUCAAACUCCUCAAUACGUCCUCAGGUGACACAGUGAAGAUUGGAGAUAUCACCUACAAGCUGAAAACACCCCGCAACCCUGAACUCGUUCCUGUGAAACACAUUUCAGACUCCCUCACCCAGACGGUGGCCCAGCACCUGCGAUGGAUCAUGCAGAAAGACCUGCUGGGUCAGGAUGUGUUCCUCAUCGGCCCCCCAGGACCCCUCAGGCGCACCAUCGCCAUGCAAUACCUUGAGCUCACCAGGCGCGAGGUGGAGUACGUGGCCUUAUCCAGAGACACCACAGAGACCGACCUGAAGCAGAGGAGAGAGAUCCGCUCAGGGACGGCCUUCUACAUAGACCAGUGUGCGGUGCGGGCGGCGACCGAGGGCAGGAUCCUGGUUCUGGAGGGCCUGGAGAAGGCAGAGAGGAACGUCCUCCCGGUUCUCAACAACCUGCUGGAGAACCGAGAGAUGCAGCUGGAGGACGGACGGUUCCUCAUGUCAGCCGAGCGCUACGACAAACUGCUUCAGGACCACACUAAAGAGGAGCUUGACGCCUGGAAGAUUGUCCGCGUCAGUGAGGACUUCCGGGUCAUCGCCCUGGGACUUCCUGUCCCCAGGUACAAGGGCAACCCCUUAGACCCGCCCCUCCGCUCCCGCUUCCAGGCCAGAGACAUCUACUACCAACCCUUCAAGGACCAGCUGGAGUUGUUGUACUCUGUGGGACCAAACAUACCAGCGGAGCGGGUGUCCCAGCUCCUCUCCCUGGCCACCACGCUCUGCUCCCAGGAGUCCGCCACCCUGGGCCUGCCUGACUUCCCCGUCGACAACCUGCCAGCCGCCCUGAAAAUACUGGAUGCGUUCCCCAUGCUGUCCUCCCAGCAGCUGGUCCACAGGCUGUAUCCCUACAGCAGCAUGCUGGGCAAGGAGGGACGCACCGCCGUGGAGGGCGCCCUCGGUAGGUUUGAGCUGCUGGACUCGCGGUCCCAGCCGGCCCCCAGCUCCGUCCUCAAGGUGGCGCCGGCGAGCGAGGCGGGGGGCCAGGCGGAGGUCACCCUGCGCAUCACCCACCAAGACAUCCCCUUCCAGGUCCCAGCAGGCACCAGGGCACCCCGCCCCCCCAACAGCAACCCUGCAUUCAUCAGCACCUCAAGCCACGCCCAGCUGCUGGCGGAGAUGAUGCAGUCACACCUGGUCAAAGACAUGUGCCUAAUAGGGGCUAAGGGAUGUGGCAAGUCAGUAAUUGCCAAAGAGUUUGCAGAGAUGCUGGGAUACAGCAUAGAGCCUAUUAUGAUGUACCAGGACAUGACCGCCAGGGACCUGUUACAGCAGAGGUACACACUGCCUAAUGGCGACACGGCCUGGAGAGCCUCUCCUCUGGUCACCGCAGCCCAGGAGGGGAAGCUACUGCUGCUGGACGGCAUCCACCGAGUCAACCUGGGGACGCUGGCCGUGCUGUCCAGGCUGCUGCAUGACCGGGAGCUGUCCCUGUAUGACGGGACCAGGCUGGUGAGGUGGGACCGGUACCAGGCUCUGAAACAGGACUUGCAGCUGACAGACCAACAGCUCCACGACAGGUCCAUCUUCCCGGUCCACCCAUCGUUCCGUGUGCUGGCCCUGGCGGAGCCCCCGGUGGUGGGCAGCAGUGGGCAGCAGUGGCUGGGCCCGGAGCUGCUCACCAUGUUCCUCUUCCACACCGUCCAGCCCCUGGCCAGGGCCCAGGAGAGCAGCCUCAUCACAGGACUGAAUCCAAAGGUUCCCAAGGAAGCAGUGGAUCAGCUCCUAGACCUUACACAUACCCUCAGACAGACCAAUGACCCCACUGCCCAGUCCCUCGCGUCUUCUCUCUCUACCAGGCAGCUGCUGAGAAUCUGCCGGCGUCUGUCCCAGUACCCAGACGAGAGCGUCGCUCACGCCGUCAACAAGGCCUGCUUGUCAAGGUUCCUGCCCAGCCUGGCUCGCUCCUCUCUCCAAAAGAGUCUGACUAACUGCUCCAUACAGGACAAACCUGACCCUGCCGAGCACACACGUGACCACAGCUGCUCAGUGAAGGAAGGCGUGCUGACCAUCGGCAGUGUCUCUGCUCCUGUCUACAGUACCAGUGAGAGGAUGAAGGUUCCGGACGUCCUCUUCUACGACAACACGCAGCACAUGAUGGUGAUGGAGGACAUGUUGAAAGACUUCCUGUUGGGGGAACACCUCCUAUUGGUGGGAAACCAGGGUGUAGGCAAGAACAAGAUUGUGGACAGAUUCCUCCACCUCCUCAACAGGCCCAGAGAGUACCUCCAGCUGCACAGAGACACGACGGUCCAGACGCUGACCCUGCAGCCGUCCGUCAGGGACGGCGUCAUCGUCUACGAAGACUCUCCCCUGGUGAAGGCGGUGAAAAUGGGCCACAUCCUGGUGAUUGACGAGGCAGACAAGGCCCCCACCAACGUCACCUGCAUCCUCAAGACCCUGGUGGAGAGUGGAGAGAUGAUCUUAGCCGACGGACGCAGGAUUGUAUCUGACCUAGUGGAGGCAGAAGGGAGGCCCAAUGUCAUCUCCAUGCACCCAGACUUCAGGAUGCUGGUCCUGGCUAACAGACCUGGCUUUCCCUUCCUGGGGAACGACUUCUUCGGGUCGCUAGGGGACAUUUUCAGCUGCCAUGCCGUGGACAACCCCAAGCCCCAGGCCGAGCUGGCCAUGCUGAAGCAGUACGGCCCCGGCGUGCCCGACGCCACCCUGCAGAAGCUGGUGGCGGCCUUCGGGGAGCUGCGCUCCAUGGCGGACCAGGGCACCAUCACCUACCCCUACUCCACCAGGGAGGUGGUCAACAUAGUCAAACACCUGCAGGAAUUCCCUGAAGAGGGCCUAGCCAACGUGGUGAGGAACGUCUUUGACUUUGACUCCUACAACAAGGACUUGAGGGAGGUUCUGAUUGGAGCGCUGCACAAGCAUGGCAUCCCCAUAGGAGCCAAGCCCAGCAGUGUCAACCUGGCUAAGGAGUUGCCCCUACCAGAGGUCAAGAUGUCUGGCUACUGGACCACUAACCAAAAGGGAAACGCCCGCCGCAAACUGCUUUGCCCCACAGAAACUCACCCCAUAGACAUCAAGGGCCCGGUGUUCCUGCGCGUGCAGGGCUACCCCUGUGAGCGCCAGGAGAGCCGAGCGCUCAGCUUCAGCGAGGAGAGGGCCCACUGGCAGAUCCCCAUGAGCGAGGUCAACAUCGUCUGUGACGUCGCCACUUCCAACGAUGCCAUGUACGUGGCCACGUGUAACCCGGUGUCCCUGUACGCCAUGCGUGACGGCGGAGACACCAUCCACUGCAUGGAGCUGUACGACGUGUUCCCGCGCACCAUCAGCGGCGUCUGGCAGCCGUUCGUUACCGUGGCGGCGCUAGGAAGCCCCCUGGAUGGACAAGUGGUCCUGCACGAGGAACAGGGUAACACCGUGCUCCACCUUGACGUGGUCACCGGGGCGGUUCGGCGACUCCUGCUGUCACAGGACACAGAUGAGCCCGCCCCUUCCAAAGCCUCUAAUUGGUGGAGCAACAAAGAGGAACAGAAAAGUCACAAGAUGUGCCGGGAGUUUGCCCACAAAAACUGGCUUCUCUUCUACAAGGAGGAUGGGAACCAGCUCGAGGUGCUGGAUGUCCUGGAGGGCCGGGUCCACACCAUCUCUCUGCCCAUCAACCUGCAGGCUGUCUUCCUGGUGGCAGAGGAUCGCUGGCUGCUCCUGGAGAGCAAGACCAAUAAGAAGUUCCUGCUGACCAAGCCCAUGCACAUGGGAGCAGAGGAUUCUGGGGUGUGUCAGCUGCACACCAUCAGUGAAGACGCCGUCAGCUCUGGAUUUGGAGUCAGCUCAGGCGAGGUCUGCGUCCCCCAGGGUGUGUCCUGUGAUCAGCUACCCAAUGAGAACUUGAGCGCGGCUCUGGGCCAGAACAUCGUCUCGCCCAACCGCCUCCUGGCCGACACCAGGUCCUACGCCCGCGUGGUCGUGGGCUUCCCAGACCUCAUGUCCCCUAACGAGGUGUACAGCUUCAAUAGGGACGUCGACCUAUCAGAGAUGAAGAGUCCAGACGGGGGGGGGAGUCAAAUGUUCUUCAGAGGCGGGCUCCGCUCCAGCUCGGCCAGACGAACCAACUGCGUCAGUCUGCUUUCAGCCAAUCAGGUCGUCCGGGCACUCCCACCUGGCCAGGUGCCCAUGAAGGACAUCUUCCCCAAAGACGUCACACCUCCAAUGACUUCUGCUUACCUGGAAGUGACUGACCUCAACUCCAAGAAGCUGAAAUACAUUCCAGUUCCACGGUCUAUGACCGUAUCCCCGUACACCACCUGGCUGUCCAAGGUCUCUGACUGUGACGUGCUAUUGGCUGGCCUGGGCACUGGGGGCGUGGUCACCGUGGACAUGGGCGGGUACGUCCGUCUGUGGGAGACGGGAUUGGCCAACCUGCAACGUUCCCUGCUGGAGUGGAGGAACAUGAUUGGUUCAGAGGACGGCAGACCCGUGCAGAUCACCAUCCAGAGAGACAGCGGUCUGGACGUCACCGCCCCCAAACAUGGCAAGGUGGACCCCAAAAACGCCCCUCACGUCGGGGGCAACCAGUGGGCCGGGGGCACAGGGGGCCGAGACACGGCCGGGUUGGGGGGCCGCGGGGGGCCCUACCGUCUGGACGCCGGCCACAAGGUGCACCAGGUGUCCCAGGCAGAGAAAGAUGCCGUCCCAGAGGAGAUCAGGAAGGCAGCCAGGGAGAUGGGAGCGAAGGCCUUCAAAGACAGGUUGAAGGAGAUUGACAUGAGUGAGUACGACGCGACCACAUAUGAGCGCUUCUCCGGGGCAGUCAGGAGGCAGGUCCAAUCCCUACGCAUCAUCCUCGACAGCCUGCAGGCCAAGGGGAAGGAGAGACAGUGGCUGAAGAACCAGGCUCUAGGAGAGUUAGACGAUGCAAAGAUCAUAGAUGGACUGACUGGAGAGAAGGCUAUCUACAAGCGCCGAGGAGAGCUGGACCCAGAGCUGGGCAGCCCACAGCAGAAGGCCAAGCGUCUGCGCGUGCUGGCGGACGUGUCUGGGAGCAUGUACCGCUUCAACGGCGUGGACGGGCGGCUGGAGCGCUCCAUGGAGGCCGUGUGCAUGGUGAUGGAAGCUCUGGAGAGCUACGAACACAAGUUCAAGUAUGACAUCGUCGGCCACUCGGGGGAUGGCUACGACAUCGAGCUGGUCAGAACCGACAAGGUUCCCAAGAACAACAAGCAGCGCCUCAAGGUUCUCAAGAACAUGCACGCCCACUCCCAGUUCUGCAUGAGCGGAGACUACACCCUGGAGGGCACCGAGGCCGCCGUCCGGGAGCUGGCGCGCCAGGAGGCCGAUGAGCGCUUCGUGGUGGUCCUGAGCGACGCCAACCUGGAGCGCUACGGCAUCUCGCCCGAGCGCUUCGCCAGGGCGCUGACCUCCGACCCCCAGGUCAACGCCUUCGCCAUCUUCAUAGGCUCCCUGGGAGACCAGGCCGAGAGACUACAGAGAACCCUGCCAGCGGGGAGAUCCUUCGUUGCCAUGGACACCAAGCAGAUCCCCCAAAUAUUGCAGCAGAUCUUCACAUCCACCAUGCUGUCCAGUGCCUGAGACACACACACACUCUCAUUCACACAUUCAACACGCACGCACACAGACCUACUCGAUACAAACUAGCUCAGUCAUGCAUAGUGACUUACAGCACACCCGUUGUGUCUUCAUUGAACCAUAUAACAUUCUAUAAUUAUAUCUCCCAGACCACUUACAAAACUUUGUUUCUGUUAACUGUGAACGGGAGUGUAUGAACUACCUGCUAGAAUGUCUGUACAGAAGCCCUUGUUUAUGUAGAAACAGUUGGAGAGUGCCUAGAUACUGCUGCAUCCCUGGAAGUGCUUGAUAGAAGUGUGUGUGUGUCUGUGUGUGUGUGGUAAAGCUACGGAUUAACACCCUGUGAUGUCGGAUGCCUAUCCCAGCCCGCUUAGUGACUUCACACACACUGAGGCGUGUCCUGUUCUUGAAUUUGUUGAAAAUUCUUUCUGUGACGCACACACACAGUGUCAGGCCUGAUCAACGACCCUACUUGGUGUGUGUUUGUGUGUGCGGGGGGGGUGAACAUCGAUAGUCCCUCUGUCUCUGAACUUCCUGUGCGUUGUGCCCUCUGACACGCAGGGCGGACAACACUGACGUGGCCCCUGACACACCAACAAACACACAAACACACACACAGGGGGCAAGCGGUACUAACUUGGCUCCUCUGGAAUGCAGGGACUGUGACCGGGGGAACUUCCCACCUGACUGCACACGCUGUUUUAAAGCAGCCGCGGUUGCACAACCCCUUGGUGUGUGCGUGUGCAUGUGGCUGUGUGUGUGUGUGUGGUAUGUGGAUGUGUGUGUGUGUUUUCCUGUGCUCCAUCUAUGUCAACAAGCGCGGCCCUUUCCUUCCUGAUGACUGGACCUUGUGACGCCUGAUGCUCUUCUCAGUCUUGUGAGGAAUCUUGGCUCUCAUUACAGGACCCCCAGCAACUCUCUCGUCCACACACACACACACACACAGCGUCUUAUUCGAUUGGCAGAAGUCUGUGCUGCUGGGUAGGAUAGAGUUAUAUGGGUGGCGGGGUUGUGUGUGCAGUAUGUGUGGGUGCGCGAGUCCGGCAUGUGGGUGGCAGCACACACACACGCACACACACACACACACCCUCUCGCCCUCUCUGUUUCCCUCAGCACUGGCAGUCACAUGCUGUGUUCACUCCCCUGGAAGCCGAAGGAAAUCAAUGGCCUGCUCUCUGUCGCUCCCACCCUCUUCCAUCGAUCCCUUUCUCCUCUCUUCUCUGCUGUGAUGGAGGGAUGCCCCUGUCUGACCCAAUUUACUGUCUCUCCUAAUGUACUUACUGUAUGCCCUCUGUGUGUGUGGGUGUGUUUUACUGUUUGUGCGAAAGUCUUUUCAAAUCAGAAACAAGAUGGCCUCCGUAAAGAUAUCCGAUUGAAAAUCGAACAAUUUGUAUAAUUGCUGCUGUUAAAUAUGUCUUUGUACAUGACUGUAGGUUGUGACAUGGAUUUGCUCUGGAGUUAGCGGAAAUGUAAUUUAUGUGUAACCAUUUGAACAUAAAGGAUCGUUCGAUGAC
Osmerus eperlanus (European smelt) is the source of this 7347-nucleotide messenger RNA. It is a transcript of the gene vwa8, whose product is annotated as von Willebrand factor A domain containing 8. Lineage: Eukaryota; Metazoa; Chordata; Actinopteri; Osmeriformes; Osmeridae. Gene Ontology annotation, cellular component: cytoplasm. The coding region runs from base 140 to 5836 and encodes 1898 amino acids. The record is from RefSeq and is a predicted model, not a curated record. The transcript is spliced from 44 exons. Gene Ontology annotation, molecular function: ATP hydrolysis activity; ATP binding.